GUCAUCAUGUUUGCAGCUCUCCUGGAGUUAGACUUGGGCUUGACUCUGUUCCUGGGCUUGAUUUUUCUGGUUCUGUUUGAGAUCUUCAGGGUUCAUUCCAACAAAGGUCGAUUUCCACUUGGUCCAACACCUCUGCCUUUUGUAGGAAACUUACCUCAGUUCUUGAAGAACCCAAUGGAUUUCAUAAGAUCUUUGUCUCAGUAUGGAGAAAUGACCACUAUGUAUCUUGGGAGAAAGCCAGCUAUAGUCCUCAAUACAUUCCAGGUGGCUAAGGAAGCCCUGGUUCAGGAAGCUUUUGCUGGAAGACAACAUCUGCCUAUUAUAGACUGGAUAACUAAGGGACACGGUAUAGUGAUGGUCACAUUUAACAAUUCCUGGAAGCAGCAGAGACGGUUUGCUCAUCACACACUCAGAAACACGCUUGGUCUGGGGAAGAAAUCAGUAGAGGAUUGUGUGUUAGAGGAAAGUCAAUAUCUGAUCGCAGAAAUACUCAAAGGUGAAGGCAAAUCAGUGAAUCCCAAUCAUCCCAUACAGAAUGCUGUUUCCAACAUUAUCUGCUCCAUCGUGUUUGGAGAUCGCUUAGAGUAUGAUAACAAACGCUUUGGAUACCUUCUGAAAAUCCUGAAUGAAAGCAUGAUGCUGACAGGAUCAGCAGCAGGACAGAUUUUCAACUUGGUCCCCUUCAUCAAGCAUUUCCCUGGUCCACACCAUAAAAUCAAGAACAACGCCAAUGAGUUAUUUGGUUUCAUGCGGGAUGAAGUUGAAGAACACAGAAAAACUCUGGAUCCAGACAGUCCACGAGACUUCAUUGAUGCCUAUCUGCUGGAGAUCGAGAAACAAAAGUCCAACAAAGACUCCACGUUUCAUGAAGAAAACCUGGUUAUUUCAGCAACUGACCUGUUUGUGGCUGGAUCCGACACCACAGCGACCACCAUCAGAUGGGGACUCAUCUUCUUGAUUCAAAACCCAGAUGUACAAGAGCGAUGUCAUGAGGAGAUUGUUCAGGUUCUGGGUUACGACCGCUUGCCCAGCAUGGAUGACCGUGACAGACUACCGUACACACUCGCCACUGUUCAUGAGAUUCAGCGAUGUGGAAACAUUGUACCUUUUGGGUUGUUUCAUGAAACAAUUCAGCCCACAAAACUAUGUGGAUACGACAUUCCUCAGGGAACUUUAAUCAUUGCAAACUUCACUGCAAUUUUCAGCAAUAAGGAGCACUGGAAGCAUCCUGACACAUUUAACCCUGAGAACUUCCUAGAUGAGAACAGACGCUUCAGCAAGCCAGAGUGUUUCAUUCCAUUUUCACUAGGGCCGAGGAUCUGUCUGGGUGAGAAGCUGGUGAGGAUGGAGCUCUUCUUGUUCAUCACAUCGCUCCUACAGAGGAUUCAUUUCUCCUUACCGCCUGAUGCAAAGCCCAUAGACAUGGAUGGCAUCGUUGGUAUACUGCGCUAUCCACAAACUUUUAGCAUCAUCUGCUGCAGUAGAGACACAAAACAGUGACCCGAAAACAUAUCACAGCAUCACAUAUAGAGGAAAAACAAUAACAGUACAGCCGUUGAGACAUAGAAGAGCAUCUGUAUCAUGUGUAAUUAUCUGUUCUCGUGUAUAGAAGGUGAUAAAAUUAGACUUUGAACUCUUUGUUUCACUUCAUACAUUGA
Danio aesculapii is the source of this 1658-nucleotide messenger RNA. RefSeq names its product cytochrome P450 2B4-like. The transcript has 9 exons. Gene Ontology annotation, biological process: xenobiotic metabolic process. Gene Ontology annotation, cellular component: intracellular membrane-bounded organelle; cytoplasm. NCBI's taxonomy places the organism in Eukaryota, Metazoa, Chordata, Actinopteri, Cypriniformes, Danionidae. Bases 7 to 1500 code for a protein of 497 amino acids. The record is from RefSeq and is a predicted model, not a curated record. Gene Ontology annotation, molecular function: heme binding; oxidoreductase activity, acting on paired donors, with incorporation or reduction of molecular oxygen, reduced flavin or flavoprotein as one donor, and incorporation of one atom of oxygen; iron ion binding.